AAUUGUAAGUGGGUGGAUAAAAACGGUGUCACAAUGACAAGGCGGGGAUACGUUCUAUCUCAUUGAUAAUUGGUUUGUGGGUUAUAGUUUAACGUAAUAUUUAUUUUGUGAUAAUGUGAUUUGUAGAUAUUGCUUGGGGGGCGUGGUUAAUGGCAAUUGACGUUUGAGAGAGGAAGUGUUGUUCUAGUGUUCGAUCUACGGGAGUUGCGAAAAGAGUGUUUCCCUUCAGUCAACAUACCACAUCCAGGUAGUUAUUUUUCAGUUGAUUUUUUUGAAGGAAAAAAGAAGACAAACAAAUUAAUACCAUGGUCACAGAAGGGGAGCCUACAGAUUUGGUGAAAGUGCUGCACCUGCUGGUGCUGUCCUUCGCAUGGGGAAUGCAGUUGUGGGUCUCCUUUAUAGCAGGUUUUACACUGGUGAAGCAGGUAACACUGCACACCUUUGGGCUGGUGCGAAGCAAGCUGUUCCCUGUCUAUUUCUAUUGCUUACUGGGCAGCAACUUUGUCAGCCUGGCUGUGUAUGCAGUCUACCACCCCAGAGAGCUGCUGGAUUGGCACGAAAGCCUGCAGAUGGCUCUGUACUUUGUGGCAGUCAUCAUGGCAGGUCUAAACGCACAGUGGUUUGGCCCAUCUGCCACAGAGGUCAUGUUCAAGCUGCGGGAGGUGGAGCAGGAGCAUGGCCUGGGGAACCAAAUAGGGAUAGGGAGCCAGAGGGAAGCCUACACCAAACUCAGGGAGCAGGAUCCCAAGUACAAGGCCUACAAGAGCACCUUUGGCCACUAUCAUGGCCUGUCCAUCCUAUGCAACCUGAUUGGCUUUAUCUGCACAACCACCAACAUAGUGUACACAGCUCUCAAUUUACACACCAUUUAGAGAUUGUGUAUAUGUGAGAGGAUGUAUGUAUCAAGUGUCUCAGAGUAGGAGUGCUGAUGUAGGAUUUUUUGCCUUUAAAGCACAAUAAAUAAUAUUACAUAGCUCUGGAAAAAAUCUGAAAAGAAGUGAUUGGUCAAAAGACCAAUUAGUGGGGGAAAAAAUAUCAGAAUUGGCUGCCUGUGUAAAUGCAGCUUUAGGCAUAUUACAUAUGGAUCUUAGUUCAGCGCUCCUAAUGAGACGCUUGAUGCAUACGGCCCUCAAACAUAACGCUUAACCAUAUUUUUUUAAAUGUGCCUUUUUAAUCUAAUUGUUUCACCUGUCAAUAGAAAACAGCACACAAUGUCAAAGGAUUUCUGGUCUUUCCCUUGUUAAACCGGGAAAGGAUGAAUGUAAUAAAGAUCGAUUUAUAAUUUUCAGAAGUACACCUAAAAAAAAAAAAGUGUUAAUGUUAGUGAUCCUCUUUCCCUACAGUUAUUGUUUAUUAUACAUUGAUGUACUUGAAGGGUAGAGCUGAAGUAGAAUGUGCAGUGAUCCUGAUAAUGUUUUAAAACGGAGGUUUAACACUCACACAGAACUUGAAGAUACAUUUUUUUUUUUUGAAAAGCACAAGCUUCCGGACUGUUAUGAAAUGAUGGGACAUUGUAUUGCUUAUGACUUCCACUAGAGGGUACUGUCUGCAGAACUUUUUUUUUACAAUCAUUAGGCAGAUAUUUUUUUACAAUAUAACAUUUAGCUCAGGGUUGUUGCACAGAAUUAUGUACUGUGAAUAAAUCACAAUUAUGGAAAUUCCUACAAAUAAUGAAUUCAAUAGCACCAAUAAUAUUGUUAAGUUAUUUUUGAUGUUGAAACAAGAAAAAAUAAAGUUCCGUUUGAGUUGUUACCCUUGAUGUAAUCAGGAAAUACACUCUCCUACAGUUUGAGUUGUUACCCUUGAUGGAAUCAGGAAAUACACUCUCCUACA
Messenger RNA from Oncorhynchus kisutch (coho salmon), 1833 nucleotides. Its product is annotated as transmembrane protein 205-like. The coding region runs from base 306 to 872 and encodes 188 amino acids. NCBI's taxonomy places the organism in Eukaryota, Metazoa, Chordata, Actinopteri, Salmoniformes, Salmonidae. The record is from RefSeq and is a predicted model, not a curated record. The transcript has 4 exons.